This is a messenger RNA of Rhodamnia argentea, 2957 nucleotides long. RefSeq names its product cucurbitadienol 11-hydroxylase-like. Lineage: Eukaryota; Viridiplantae; Streptophyta; Magnoliopsida; Myrtales; Myrtaceae. Gene Ontology annotation, molecular function: iron ion binding; monooxygenase activity; oxidoreductase activity, acting on paired donors, with incorporation or reduction of molecular oxygen. The record is from RefSeq and is a predicted model, not a curated record. Gene Ontology annotation, biological process: sterol metabolic process. The coding region runs from base 1 to 2718 and encodes 905 amino acids. The transcript has 18 exons.
AUGUGGGUUCUUUCUCUGUGUGUUGCGACAGUGGCUUUAUUGUAUUAUGUUCGCUGGGUCUACAAGUGGAGGAACCCCAAAUACAAUGGAGUUUUGCCUCCAGGUUCGAUGGGUUUGCCUCUCAUUGGGGAGACUCUUGAGCUCUUGAUUCCCAGUUACUCUCUUGAUCUUCAUCCUUUCAUCAGAAAAAGAGCUCAGAGGUAUGGGCCAAUAUUCCGAACACAUUUAGCAGGUCGGCCUCUCAUUGUUUCAGUAGACCCUGACUUUAAUAACCACAUCCUUCAGCAAGAAGGAAGGCUAGUUGAAAUGUGGUACUUUGACAUCUUUGCUAAGCUAUUUGCAAUGGAGGGUGAAUCACGGAUGACCAGAGUUGGUCUUGUUCACAAGUACAUAAGAAGGAUCUUUCUGAAUCACUUUGGCUCCGACAUCCUUAGAGAAAAGCUGCUUCAGCAAAUAGAGGAAAUGGUUGAGAGAUGCUUAAGAAAGUGGUCGAGCCAACCGUGCAUUGAAGUGAAACAAGCUGCUUCUGCUAUGAUGUUCGAUUUCGUGGGGAAGCAACUUUUCAGUUAUGAUUCUGGCAAGACUUCAGACACUACCCAUGAGAGGUUCACCAGGUUCUCAAGAGGUUUCAUGGCCUUUCCUUUGGAUGUCCCGGGUACUGCAUACCGUAGGUGCCUGAAGAGAAAUGAGAGAAUAGGCUUCAGGGAGUUGAAAAACAUGGACUGUGAAUUGGACCACAGGAAAUUGAUUGAUAUGCUCAAAGAUAUUCUGAGGAAGCGACUCAAUUCAAGGAAAACAAGCAAUGUGGAUUUUCUCAGUCAGGCAAUCGACAGCAUGCACAAUCAGGAGUUCCUGACAGAGGAUUUCAUAGUUCAGAUGAUGUUUGCAGCCAUCUUUGCCAGCGCUGAGUCUAUUUCGUCAAUGCUGGCUAUGAUCAUCAAGUUACUUUCUGAGACCCCAGCCGUCCUAGAUGAAUUAAGAGCCGAGCACGCACGGAUCCUUGAAAGGAGAGAGGGGCAAAGUACUGCACUUUGUUGGGAUGAAUACAAGUCGAUGACUUUCACGAUGCAGGUAGUAAAUGAAACACUCAGGCUGGCAAAUGCUGCUCCAGGGCAACUCCGAAGAGCAGUGCGAGAUAUCCCAGUGAACGGAUUUAUGAUCCCAAAAGGGUGGCCGAUCAUUGUAGUCACGACUGCUCUUCAUACGAAUCAUGAUGUGUUUAAGAACCCUCUUGAAUUUAACCCUUGGCGCUGGAAGGAUCUUGAUUCGGGCACGAUAUCAAAGAACUUUAUGCCUUUUGGUGGAGGAAUGAGACAAUGUGUUGGUGCAGAAUACACUCGAGCUUUCUUAUGUGCAUUUCUUCAUGUGUUGGUCACAAAGUUUAGGUGGGCGGAAAUCAAGAUUGGAGAUGUCUACCGCAAUCCUAUACUAAAUUUUAAAGACGGCGUCAACGUAAAGCUUUCGGAGUUCAUGGAGUCGUAUGGGCCGAUAUUCCGAACCAGUAUAGCGGGUCGGCCUAUUAUUGUUUCGGUAGAUCCUGAAUUUAACAAGCACAUCCUUCAGCAAGAAGGAAGGCUAGUUGAAAUGUGGUACUUUGACACCUAUGCUAAGCUAUUUGCUAUGGAGGGUGAAUCCCGGAUGACAAGAGUUGGUCUCGUUCACAAGUACAUAAGAAGAAUCUUUCUGAAUCACUUUGGCUCCGACAUCCUUAGAGAAAAGCUGCUUCAGCAAAUAGAGGAAAUGGUUGAGAGAUGCUUAAGAAAGUGGUCGAGCCAACCGUGCAUCGAAGUGAAACAAGCUGUUUCUGCUAUGAUGUUCGAUUUCGUGGGGAAGCAACUUUUCAGUUAUGAUUUUGGCAAGACUUCAGAAACUACCAAUGAGAGGUUCACCAGGAUCUCAAGGGGUCUUAUGGCCUUUCCUUUGAAUGUCCCGGGCACUGCAUACCGUAGUUGCCUACAGGAACACAGGAAAAUGAUGGAUAUGCUCAAAGAUAUUCUGAGGGAAAGACUCAAUUCAAGGAAAACAAGCAAUGUGGAUUUUCUCGAUCAGGCAAUUGACAGCAUGCAUGAUCAGGAGUUCCUGACAGAGGAUUUCAUAGCUCGGAUGAUGCUUGGGGGCAUCUUUGCUAGCUCUGAGUCCAUGUCGACAGCGCUGGCUAUGAUCUUCAAGUUUCUUUCUGAGACCCCAGCAGUCCUAGAGGAAUUAAGGGCCGAACACACAUGGAUCCUUGAAAAGAGAGAGGCGCAAAGUACUGCCCUUUGUUGGGAUGAAUACAAGUCGAUGACUUUCACGAUGCAGGUAAUAAAUGAAAUACUCAGGCUGACAAAUGCUACUCCAGGGCUGCUCCGAAGAGCAGUUCGAGAUAUCCCAGUGAACGGAUUUCUGAUCCCAAAAGGGUGGCCGAUCAUGGUAGUUUUGACCGCUCUGCAUAUGAAUCCUGAUGUGUUUGAGAAUCCUCUUGAAUUUAACCCUUGGCGCUGGAAGGAUCUUGAUCCAGGCACAAUAUCAAAGAACUUUAUGCCUUUUGGUGGAGGAAUGAGACAAUGUGUUGGUGCAGAAUACGCUCGAGCCUUCUUAUGUGCAUUUCUUCAUGUGUUGGUCACAAAGUUUAGGUGGGCGGAAAUCAAGAUAGGAGACGUCUACCGCAAUCCUGCACUAGGUUUUAAAGACGGCGUUAACAUAAAGCUUUCGGAGUCAUGGAACAAGAAGUCGCUUUAGGUUGUACUUGUUGGGGAAAUUUGAUUGCUGAUGAAAAUAAAGUACCGGUUAGAUUUUUUAUGCGGAAGAGGGUCAUUGUUCUUAAGGUAUUAUUUAUCCCACUAUUGAUGUUGCCGGGUUAGAACAAAUUCACAUCUUGAACAUACACCAAAGUAGCUGAGAAACUAGUUCGACAAUUGCCCAUUUUAUCUCCUGGAGUUUCCCCUUGAAUGUGUUAUGAAAUUUGCGUAUAAAAAGGG